Molecule: messenger RNA, 2170 nt
Organism: Temnothorax curvispinosus
Lineage: Eukaryota; Metazoa; Arthropoda; Insecta; Hymenoptera; Formicidae
Product: leukotriene A-4 hydrolase-like
Exons: 11
Coding region: 82-2001 (639 amino acids)
Biological process (GO): proteolysis; peptide catabolic process
Cellular component (GO): cytosol
Molecular function (GO): aminopeptidase activity; epoxide hydrolase activity; metallopeptidase activity
Source: RefSeq, a predicted model, not a curated record
UGUGCCUUUGUGCGAUCAGUUCAGGCAGAAAGAUCUAUUACCGCAAGUCAUUUGGAAAGGCUAUAACGUAUCUGUCCUAAAAUGGAUUUUUCAAGAUCUAUUAUAGAUCCACAUUCUUUUGCGGAACCAGAAUUGGCACGUGUAAAAAAUACCAAUUUAGAAUUGAUUGUGGAUUUUGAUAACAAAGUUCUCAAAGGAAAAGCGAUUUUAACGAUAAAAAGGAAACCUUUGGCUAGUGAAAUAAUUUUAGAUAACCUCAAACUUGUUAUAUCAAGUGUCACAAACGUGCUCGAUGGAAAGCCUUUACGUCAUCGCAUUGUAAAAUGUUCUGCCCUUGGAAGUUUAUUUUGCGUAGAGUUACCACCAGCUGUUGAUAUUUACACUUUUAACCCUGAAUGUAAAAUUCAGAUUGAAUACAAAACAACUGAAAACUCUCCUGCAUUACAUUGGCUAAUACCUGCACAAACUGCCGAUGGUAAACAUCACUUUCUACUGUCUCACAACAAGCUAAUAUAUGCUAGAGCAUGGUUUCCCUGCCAGGAUACACCGUCUGUCAAAUCUACGUACACCGCUAAUAUUUCGGUACCAAAAAAUUAUAGAGUUGUAAUGUCCGCAAUUUUGAAUAAUGAAUACGAGAGUGGGGAACUAAACGUAUAUGAAUUCCAUCAAAUGAAUCCGGUACCAUCACAUGCGGUGAUUAUUGCUGUGGGCUUAUUAGAGAAAACAAAACUUAAUGCAAAAUCAAAUAUAUUCGCCGAGAGCAAAUUUAUUCGCGAAAGUAUCGAUACGUUUGAGACAAAUUUUAGUAAGAUUGAAAGAAUGUUGGAGAUUGCCGAAAGUAUGUGUGGAUCUUAUUUUUGGGAAAGAUACGAUAUAUGUGUGCUUCCACGAAGUAUCGCCCAUUUCGAAAUAGAAUGUCCAUGCGUGAUAUUUAUUCCACCGACUCUACUUUAUGGAGAUUUUACUUGUGUCGGUUUAUUUGCUCGCAACAUCUCACAGAGCUGGACAGGAAAUUUAGUUACGUGUUGCAAUUAUGAGAAUUUGUGGUUAAAUAAGAGUUUCAACAUUUUUAUAAGUAGAAAAAUUGAAAGCGAACUAUUAACAGAAAUAUUAUUUUCUGAGCGUCACAAGGCACAUAUAUUACCAGAGAUUAAACAUGACAUUAAGAAUUUUCUUCAGUGCGAGGGACUAGAAGAUCUGCGAAAAAUGGAAUUUGACUUGCUAAAGUGCUUAAAACCCAAUUUGACGAAUUUGUUGCCCUAUGAAGCUACUAAAUACGUGCCUUAUGAGUGGGGAUGCGUGCUCUUAACUCAUCUAGAGUACAUGUUAGAAAUAAAAAAGUCUUCGGUAUUUGAACCAUUUCUUAAAUCUUAUUUUCUCAAAUUUGCCUUUAAAAGUAUAAACACUCAAGAUUGGAUAAAGUACUUGUAUCUAUAUUUUUCUGACAAGAAAGAAAAGAAGAUAUUAUAUGAUCUUACAUUGGGCAAGUGGCUCUACGAUAUUGUUUCUCCACUUAUGGUCCCAUUGUUCCCAUCCGCAUCGGGAAUGACUAAAUGGGAAACAAAAUGUUCCGACUUAGCGGAUAGAUGGGUUAAAUGGAAUUGUAAAACCGAUAGAAUACCUCCUAUGUUAAUAGAUGAAAGGCACCCUUGUGACGCUGAGAAAAUAAUAUUUUUAAGCAGCCUACAUACUUCUUAUGAAAGUUUGACCAUACACAAACUGAGAUUAAUUUCAUGUCGUUACGCUUUUGAUUGCCAAAAUGCUAAAAUACGAUGUCUUUGGCUGCUAUUGUGCAUUAAAGUUCGAUGGGUUGGAAAAGUGGAAUCAGCUUUGUACUUUGCCAGUCAAAAUUGUUCGCCAGAUUAUGCAUGUGAUAUAUUUCAAUAUUUGUACGAGUGGACGGAAAUGCGUCCAAUAGCGAUCAAAACAUAUAUUUACAAUAAAGGCAAGAUGUUAUAUGAAACCAAGGAGAAAUUGGCCACUAUUUUACAUCUAAAUUGAUAAUUAUCUGGUUAAUAAUUAACUUAAUUUUCUUUUUUACAAGCAGUUGCAGAGCCAAUGAUUGGAGGUAGUUUGGUUCGCUGUGAAGCACGAUGAUAAUUCCCGUUAAAUCAUCAAAAAUCGUAUAAAUUUGUAAAAAUGAAAAAAAUUUUUUGUAUACAGAAUAUCA